Megalobrama amblycephala (Wuchang bream) is the source of this 2853-nucleotide messenger RNA. RefSeq names its product E3 ubiquitin-protein ligase TRIM39-like. The record is from RefSeq and is a predicted model, not a curated record. NCBI's taxonomy places the organism in Eukaryota, Metazoa, Chordata, Actinopteri, Cypriniformes, Xenocyprididae. Gene Ontology annotation, biological process: protein ubiquitination. Gene Ontology annotation, molecular function: zinc ion binding; ubiquitin-protein transferase activity; protein binding. The transcript is spliced from 10 exons. Bases 273 to 1982 code for a protein of 569 amino acids.
AACACUGAUAUUAAUCUGAUAGAAACAUCAGUCCCAAUACAAACAGACACACAUGAACUCAACACACUGAAUACAGAGACAAAUGUAAAUGUGUAAAUACAGGAGGAGCUCUGACAUCACUGUAGUUCAGAGAGAUUCAGAGAAAGUGAAAGUAACUUGAUCAACAACAAUAUGGACGCCUGAAACGAUCAACCUCUUUAAACAACAGAAUAUUUAUUGAGCCAUUCAAAGAGUCUUGUGAACACAUCUGAUACUCACAGAGGUGAAGAACAAUGGCAGAAUUUUCACCAACAUCAACAACAGCAAGAAAAACCAGGAGAUGGAGUAUUAAGGAUAAACGUCCAUGGAUGUUAUCCUCCAGCGGUCCACUGACGGAGGAGCUUCAGUGCUCUAUAUGUCUGGACGUGUUCACUGAUCCAGUCAGCACUCCAUGUGGACACAACUUCUGCAAGACCUGUCUGAAUAAGUGCUGGGACAACAGCUGGACCUGCAACUGUCCAUAUUGUAAAGAAACAUUUAAGCACAGACCUGAUCUCAAGAUUAAUACCACACUCAGAGAGCUCGUAGAUCACUAUAAAAAGAAAAGUCCUGAGAAAAAACCUGAAGUUCUGUGUGACGUCUGUAAGGAAAGAAAGCUGAAAGCCCUGAAGUCGUGUCUGGUGUGUCAGAGCUCUUACUGUGAAACUCACCUGGAGCCUCAUUUGAGAGUGGCAGGUUUAAAGAAACACAAACUGAUCAAUCCUGUGAGGAAUCUGAAGGACUAUAUAUGUCAGAAACAUGAGAGACCUCUGGAGCUGUUCUGUAGAGAUGAUCAGACGAUUGUGUGUCUGUUCUGCACUGAAGGACUUCACAAGAACCACAACACUGUUUCUAUAGAAGAGGAGAGUGAAGAGAAGAAGACUCAACUGAUAAAGACACAGAAAGACACACAGCAGAUGAUCCAGGACAGAAUCAAGAAGAUUCAAGACAUCAAACACUCAGCAAAAGUCAGAAAAAUAAACACAGAGAAGGAGAAAGCAGCCCGUGUCGAGCUCUUCACUGAUCUCAUCCGCUCCAUUGAGAGAUGUCAGACUGAACUGCUGGAGAUGAUGGAGGAGCAGCAGAAAGCAGCAGAGAAACAGGAGGAAGAGCUCAUUGAAGAGCUGAAGCAGGAGAUCACUGAAUUAAAGAUGAGAAACACUGAGCUGGAGCAGCUCUCACACACUGAAGAUCUCCUCCACCUCCUACAGAUUUACUCAUCCCUGUACAGCUCUAGAAACACCAGGAACUGGUCUGAGAUCAGUGUGAAGACUGAUGAGAGUCUGGAGACUCUGAGGAGAGCUCUGACUCAACUGCAGGACACUCUACAGGAGAAACUCACACAAACUGUCUCUACAGAUCUGAAGAGGAUGCAGCAGUAUGAAGUGGAUGUGACUCUGGAUCCUGAUAUGGCUCAUCCUCAACUCAUCCUGUCUGAUGAUGGAAAACAAGUGAGACAUGGAGACAUUAGUCAGAAACUCCCAGACAACCCAGAGAGAUUUGAUCACUGUGUAUUUGUCCUGGGAAAGGAGGGAUUCUCCUCAGGGAGAUUUUAUUUUGAGGUGCAGGUGAAGGGAAAGACUGAAUGGACUUUAGGAGUGGCCAUUGAAUUCAUUAACAGAAAGGGACAGAUCGCACUGAGUCCCAGUAAUGGAUUCUGGACUGUGUGGCUGAGGAAUGGGAAUGAAUAUUUGGCCUGUGAUGAUCCUCCCGUCUCUCUCUGUCUGAGCAUGAAGCCGCAGCGGGUCGGUGUGUUUGUGGAUUAUGAGGAGGGUCUGGUCUCCUUUUAUGAUGUGGAGUCCAGCUCUCAUAUCUACUCUUUCACUGGUCAGUCUUUCACUGGGAAACUCAAUCCGAUUUUUAGUCCGUGCUUUAAUAAUAAAGGUAAAAACUCAACUCCAAUGAUCAUCACAUCUGUCAAAUACAAUAAAUUAAUUUACAGCCCUAAUAUGAAAUACACAUGAAAAUAAUGAUUUAUAUAAUUAAAAAUGUAAAAACAUGUUUUAUCAUAAGAAAUAAGAAUACAGAAAUUAAGGCAUCUUUACAAAGCCGAUUUAUGACUGCUCUGAAGCGGGUCUGUAUCUGCUCAGAAUUCAGUGUAAAGACGCAAUGCCGCAUUAAAGAAGACCUAAAAUACGCCGGGUCUGACCCACCUCAGCCCCUAGUAUCAAAGGCGACUCUGAUACUGUUCUGGUUCAGUGUAAAUGAACGCGGAAUAUAGCCGCCCUAAACUACGUCAUUGCCAUGACAACCAAAAGCAUUCCAGUCAGCUCCGGCGGCGCGAGAUUAAAGAAGCAGGAUAUGAAACAUAUAAGUUAGGGCAAAUAGUAAAAAUAAUGUCUACUAACAAGGGGCAUAAGUAAAAGAGUUCUGUACUCACGUUGUGAAGCAAACCACCAAAAUAACAGCAGAGAUUCGUCAUGUGUCAUCAGUUGGCUUUCGCCGUUUGUAAUCUUCCUAUGAAGAGACAGUCAGAUCAACGCGCUGCUACAUUUCUCUCAGAUACGGUAGCCUAAAUGCUUAACACAAUCGGCGUCACUUUGAUUGUGUAUUGUUAUAUUAUAUUCCAAAAAUCAUCUAGGCCUACUUGAGGACGAUAUUUCACCCACACACGACAGUCUGGUGAGUGGUGACAUCUAGGCUACUGUCCUGCCCGACAUGCAAACGCUAACAUUAUUUGUUGUUUCUGGCUCUUUGAAAAAAAAAAGAAAAAAAAAAAAAGUUCAACCUCUUUUAAUCCUGUUGUGAUCUACCCGGUGUAAUAAUGACCCACUGAGCAAAUUACGUCCAGAAGACGUCUUUUUGAGGUCUUGUCUCAGGUUGAAAAGACGUCCA